Phasianus colchicus (ring-necked pheasant) is the source of this 6833-nucleotide messenger RNA. The record is from RefSeq and is a predicted model, not a curated record. NCBI's taxonomy places the organism in Eukaryota, Metazoa, Chordata, Aves, Galliformes, Phasianidae.
GGUGGAUCCAUUGCAGAAUUGCGUGGAGACGGGAGGUGGAUGCACUGCAAAGCUGCAUGGAAAGUGGUGGAUCCAUUGCUAAGUUGCAUGGAGAGCAGAGGUGGAUCCAUUGCUAAGUUGUAUGGAGAGCAGAGGUGGAUCCAUUGCUAAGUUGCAUGGAGAGCAGAGGUGGAUCCAUUGCUAAGUUGUGUGGGAAUGGAAGGUGGAUCCAUUGCAGAGGUGCAGGGAGGUGGGAGAUGGAUCUGUUGCUGAGUUGCUUGGAAAAGGGAGGUAGAGUCAUUGCAAAGUUGCAUGGAGAGCAGAGGUGGAUCCAUUGCAGAAUUGCAUGAAGAUGGGAGGUGGAUCCUUUGCAAAGUUGCUUGGAAACAGAAGGUGGAUCCAUUGCUAAGUUGCAUGGAGAGUAGAGGCGGAUCCAUUGCAAAGGUGCAUGGAGAGGGGAGGUGGGUGCAUUGCAGAGGUGCAGGGAGAUGGGAGGUGGAUCCGUUGCCAAGUUGCUUGGAAACAGGAGAUGAAUGCAUUCAGAGCUGCAUGGAAAAGGGAGGUAGAGUCGUUGCACGGAGGUGGGAGGUGGGAGCAUUGCAGAGGUGCAUGGAAGCAGAAGGUGGAUCCAUGGCUCAGCUGCAUGGCGUGCAGAGGUGGAUCCGCUGCACAGCUGCGUGGAAAUGGGAGCUGGGUUCAUUGCAAACCUGCGUGGAGGUGGGCCAUGGAUGCACUGCAGAUGUGGUGCAGGCUGACCAGUGAGGGUCCCCAGCGCCACGGGUUUAUAACGAGGGCUGUUAAUGAAGGAUGAUCUCUGCUGGCUGCUCUGAUCCGCGCGCUCAGUUCGUGCGUUUCAGGGGGCUCCCAUCCCGAGGGCUGCACUUUGGGGCCAUGGGGUGAGGAAAGCACGGGAACACAGAGCAGUGGCAGCCCUAUAUUCACCCCACGUGCCAUACUUGUGCCCCACACGAUCCUUAACCUCAGGGAUGGGCUCCUACUGCAGAGCUGAGCCGUGGGUCGGGCAUGGAACAGGGACAUCGCAGCCCCCCGGACACCCCUGGAAAUGGGGAGCCCACGGUGCCCACCCCAAACAGCCCCGGUCCUUCAAAGGCAAAGAAACUGCUGACUGUGGCAGCACUUCCCCAAGCUGGGGGGGGCAGGGAUUGGCCCCCAAACAAGGAAGUGCUGCAACUUUUGGCCGCUCGCCCCAUAAAUAGAGCUGCCCCACGCGUGGGGGGCAGACUGGUGCUGCACUGGGGCCAUCCCUCCCCACCCCCCAGGACGAGCAGUGCAGGCAGGACGUGUCCCCCCGCCCCCCGCGGGACCCCAGCCAUGUCCCUGCUGCGUUGGCUCGUCCUCCUGACCGGCCUCGAUCCCGCAGCCCCCAGCACCUGGGGGGUCUCCUACCCCGAAACGCUGCACGGCGUCGCGGGUUCCUGCGUGGUGUUUCCCUGCACCUUCAGCUUCCCCAACGACGUCUCGGCCGCCGGCGGCGUCGUGGCCAUUUGGUACUACGACUACGAGGGGCAGAAGGCGGUGGUGUUCCACUCCAACGACCAACAGGUGGAUUCCAGGUUCAGGGGCCGCACGCAGCUCCUGGGGGACCCCAGCGCCAGCAACUGCACGCUGCUGCUGCGUGGGGUGCAGCCCCAGGACAGCGGGAAGUUCCGCUUCCGCUUCGAGAUCGUGGAUGGGGACCGCUGGUCGGCGGUGCGGGACGUGGUGCUGCGGGUGGAGGACACCCCGGAUCCCCCGAGCAUCACCAGCAGCGGGGAGGUGUUGGAGGACACGCCGGUCACCCUGGAGUGCUCGUCUCCCUACGGCUGCCCGCUGGGUGCCAUCACCCUGCGCUGGGUGGGUUUCGACCCGCGUGUGUCAGCGCUGUCCAGCCAGGUGCAAAUGGACGCCAGAGGGGUCAGCCGCCACCAGAACCUCACGGCGUCCUUCUCCUGGAGGGAUCACUCCAGGGCGCUGCGCUGCGAGCUGCUGCUCGGCUCCCACAGCGCGAGCGCGGAGCUGCUGCUGCGGGUGCGACACCCCCCCAAAGGCACCGAGGUGUCCCUGGACCCCCCCUCACAUCACGUCCGUGUGGGCGACACGCUGACCCUCAGCUGCACGGCGAACAGCAGCCACCCUCCCGUCAGCGCCUUCCGUUGGUACAAGGAUGGCGCAGCCGCGGGCGCGGGGCCCAUCCUGGUGCUGCGGGGCGUGCGGGGCCAGGACCACGGGCGGUACCACUGUGAGGCACAAAAUGCCGUCGGGACCGGAGUGGCACCCGCUGUGAUGCUGUAUGUCAUGUCCGCAGAGGUGUCCGUCAGCCCCGCGGCUGAGGUGCAGGAAGGGACGGCCACCACUCUGUCCUGCGACGUGCCGGGCCAGGAGGGCCGGGAGCUGAACUACACGUGGUACCACAACGGUGCGUGGCUGCAGCAGAGCCCCGCACACCGCGUGCUCCUCCCGCGCAUCGCCGCCUCCGACGCCGGGUUCUAUUCCUGCACGGCCACCGACGCGUGGGGCAGCGCCGCGUCCCCGGCCCUCAGCCUCAGCGUGACGUACCCCCCCCGGCCCCCCGUGCUGACGCUGCUGCAGGAGCCGCACGGCGGGGGGCUGGCGGUGCUGCGCUGCGUGGUGGACAGCCGCCCUCCGGCCGUGCUGGCCCUGUACCACGGGGACAACCUGGUGGCCACCAGCAGCUCUCCCGUGGCCCCCGGGCGGCGCAGGGCGGUGACGGCCGGCCGCAAUGCGCUGCGCAUGGAGCUCCGCGAAGUGCGGCUGCGGGACGGCGGGUUGUACCGCUGCACCGCCACCAACGCCCUGGGCAGCGCCUCCGUCACACGGCCCUUCAGCACCCGUGCCCCCCAGGUGCUGAUCCACCCCUCCCAGGAGGUCCGUGAGGGUGAAGCCGUCACACUGCGCUGCGUCACACCGGCGGACGCCCCGGGGAGCCCCGCCUUCACCUGGUACCGGAACGGCCGGCGGCUGGCGGGGCGCACGGAGCCGGUGCUGCACCUCCCUGCCGCGCGUGGCAGCGACGCCGGCGCCUUCCAGUGCCGACCCCAGAGCCGUGGGGGUGCUGCUAAGGGGGAUGCUGACGAUGGGGAUGCUGGUAAAGGGGAUGCUGACGAUGGGGAUGCUGACGAUGGGGAUGCUGACGAUGGGGAUGCUGAGGAUGGGGAUGCUGACGAUGGGGAUGCUGCCGCUGCUGGGGAUGCUGUUGGAGACACAUCGGCGGCCGUCCUGCUGCGGGUGCUCUUCCCCCCGAGGCAGCCGGUGCUGAGCUCCUUCCUGCAGAGGCAGGGCGGGCAGCUGGGCAUCAUCCAGUGCACGGUGGAGAGCGAGCCGGAGGCUGAGCUGAGCCUGUGGCGGGGGGACGAGGUGGUGGCCUGCACGAGGGGCUGCAGCCCGGCCCCCAGCCCACGGCGGAGCGUCGCUGCCUCGUACAACAGCCUGAGGCUGGAGCUGCAGGACGUGGUGCUGCAGGAUGAGGGCACCUAUGUGUGCCGGGCUGGGAACGCGCAGGGCAACGCCAGUGCAGCCAUCGCCUUCAGUGCUGAGACUGCCCGUGUCGCGGUGUCCCCGUCCCCCCGCGUGCUCGAGGGCCGUGCUGCCAACUUGACGUGUGAGGUCAGCAGCGACUCCGGGACCCGUCCCAACAUCACCUGGUACCGGAACGGGCAGCAGCUCCCCGCUGGCCCCACUGCAGCCCUGCUGCUGCCACGGGUGACAGCUGGGGACGCGGGGCUGUACCACUGCGUGGCCGUCAGCGGGAGCAGCAGCCGGAGCUCCGCUGCUGUGCUGUUGGAUGUGCUGUACCCCCCCAGGGACCCCCACCUCACCGCCUUCCUGGAGGCGCAGAGGGGCCGGCUGGCCGUUUUCCAGGCGUCGGUGGCCAGCAACCCCCCGGCCGAGCUGUCCCUGCACCACGGGGAGCAGCUGGUGGCCUCCAGCAGCGGCGGGGGGCACAGCCCCAGCCCACGGGUCAGCGCCGUGGCCGCCCCCAACGCUCUGCGGGUGGAGCUGCGGGAGGUGACGCCGGAGGACGAGGGCAGCUACCGCCUCACCGCCGCCAACGCGCUCGGCACCGCGGUGCAGCAGCUCUUCCUCCGCGUGCAGGCCGCCCGCGUCCUGGUGACGCCGUCCUCAGAGGUGCUGGAGGGGGUCGAUGUGUCCCUGACGUGUGAGGCGCCCGGGCAGCCGGCGCCUGGCACCAUCUUCUCCUGGUACAAGGAUGGGGCGCCCGUGCGUGAGGGCACCGACGCUGUCAUGGAGCUGCCCCGCAUCAGCAGCGCCGCCGCCGGCUCCUACCACUGCAAAGCCCACGGCCCCGCGGGGACCAACGCCAGCGUGUCCCCUGCCGUCACCCUGCGUGUCCUCUACCCCCCCCGGGUCCCAGUGCUCAGCUCCUUGCUGGAGGCUCCCGGCGGGCGCGGCGCAGUGCUGCAGUGCCACGUGGACAGCCGCCCCCCGGCUCUGCUGCGGCUGCACAAAGACGGGCUUCUGCUGGCCUCCGGCCUGCCGUCCCCAUCGGCCGCCGCCACGCGGCUCAGCGUCACCGCGGCCACCAACAGCCUGCGGGUGGGCAUCAGUGGGGUGCAGCUGGAGGACGAGGGAGAGUACGAGUGCUCUGCCAGCAACGCCUACGGCAACGCCAGCGCCACCGCAAACCUGACAGCAGGCACCGCCCACCUCUGGAUCUCUCCAUCCCCGGACGUCCUCGAAGGUGACACCGUCAACCUGACCUGCGCCGUCCACAGCGCAGCCCGGGACGCUCUGACCUACACGUGGUUCCGGGACGGGGUGCUGCUCAGCUCCGGCCCCGACCCGACCAUCACCAUCCUCAGCGCGACCCCCGCCGCCGCCGGCUCGUACCGCUGCGCAGCGCACGGCCCCGCGGGCAGCCGCAGCACGGAGCCCAGCGCUCUGCGGGUGCGAUACCCUCCCCGCAACCUGCGGCUGAAAUCCUUCACCAAGAGCAGCGGGGGCAGAGCCCUCAUCCUGCUCUGCACCGCCGACAGCAGCCCCCCGGCUGAGCUCAGCCUGCUCAGGGACGGGCAGCCGGUGGCCCCCGGUGCCGCCGUGGGGCCCCGAGCGCCCAACGCGCUGCGCGUGGAGCUGCCGGCGGCCACCGCGCGGGACGAGGGCCGCUACGAGUGCCGGGCACGCAGCCCUCUCGGCAGCGCCAACACCUCCGUCAGCGUCCGAGUGCGGGCAUGGAGAUGGGGUGAGGUUCACCCAUGGUGCUCCGUGGUGUGGGGUGAUGGUGAUCCACGUGUGAGCUUGGGGAUGAGGAUGGAGGUGAGGUUGCCCCAUGGCUUGGAUGAGGAUGGAGGUGAGGUUGCCCCAAGGCUGUGGAUGAGGAUGGAGACGAGGCUGCCCCAUGGCACAGCUGUGGAUCUCGGCAACAAGGCGCUCCACGGAGCUGCAGCACCCCUAACCCCGAGCCCUGCAGCCCUCAGGGUGCGGGUGCUCCCUGCCGCCGAGGUCCGCGAGGGCACUGCGGUCACACUGAGCUGCGAGGACGCGUCCCCCGAGCUGGGCACCACGUACGCGUGGCUGAGGAACGGGCGGUGGCUGCAGGAAGGUCCCUCCGCCACCCUGCUGCUCCCCGCCGCCCGCAGCGGCGACGCGGGCACCUACAGCUGCGUGGCCAGGAUGGGAGCGCGCACGCAACGGGCCGACCCUGCCGAGCUGAGGGUGCUGUACCCCCCCCGGCAGCUUUCCCUGGUGGUGCUGGCAGAGAGGGGCGGCGGGCGGCGGGAGCUGCUGUGCACGGUGGACAGCCAGCCCCCCUCCCGCCUGCUGCUGCUGCGCGGCCGCACGGCGCUGGGCUCCACGCAGGACCCCGGGUUGGGGGCGGCUCCCAACGCCCUGCGGCUGAGGCUGGAGGGGCCGGGGGCUGCGGGGCUCCACGUCUGCGUGGCCAACAACAGCCUGGGAGCUGCGAACACGUCUCUGCUCCUCGCUGCCAGCGGCGUCCGGAUCGCGGCCGAGCCGUCCGCGGAGGUCCCCGAAGGCGCCACCGUCACCAUCAGCUGCUCGGCCGGGCCGGGGCUGGGGGUCGAGGCCAACUACAGCUGGUACAAAGACCACCGCUGGCUGCGGGACGGCCGGCGCGGCUCCAUCGUCCUCGGCCCCGUGUCCAGCGCCGACAGCGGCUUCUACCAGUGCCGGCUGAGCGGGGCGUGGGGCAGCGAAUCCUCGGCGCCGCUCAGCCUCAGCGUGCUGCGUGAGUGCCCCCCUCCUCCUCCUCCUCCUCCUCCUCCUCCUCCUCCUCCUCCUCGCCCUUUAGAGCAGCCAGCCCUACGGAGGGGGAUUUGGGGACCCCAAGCCAUGAGCAGCUGCGGGGGGAGGAAAGGGGCAGGGAGGGCGAGAAUCCCACGGGGUCACCCCGCGUGCUUUGGGGAAUGGAUGAACCCACAACGUCACCGGGGGCGUCGGGGUGGCACGGGGGGAGACCCCACAAAGUCAGAUUUGGAGACCCCAUGCUUUGAGCUUUGGGGUGGGGUGGGAGCAGGGAGGGGCUGGGGAGGGCAGAAAACCCCCAGUGUGGUUUUGGGAGUUGGCACACUGAGACCCCAUGGUGGGUGUUGGGAUGGCACGGGAGGGGACCCCACAAAGUCGGAUUUGAAGACCCCGUGCUUUGAGUUGUGGGGUGGGGUGGGAGCAGGAAGGGGCUGGGGAGGAAAUGAACCCCAAUGUGGUUUUGGGACUGGGUGCACCAAGAAUCCCAUGGUGGGCGUUGGGAUGGCAUGGGAGGGGACCCCAGGGCUGGGAAGGGCAUGAAACCCCAGUGUGGAUGGGAACAGGGGGACGGGGGGAGAGGGGGUAUGGGGAUAUGGGGACAGGAGGAUAGG